AUGGCCGGCGCGUUGCUAUGGCGCGGCCCCGCCCCGCCCCUCUCCGCGCGUCCCAACAUGGCGGCGGCGGGCGGGGGGCGGCGGGCGCUGCUCCUGCUCCCGGUGCCGCUCCCGGUGCCGCUCCCGCUGCUGCUCCCGGUGCUCCUGGCGGCGGCCGCGGCCGCGCGGCUCUACCGGCCCGGCCACGACCCUCUGACCGUGCUGACGGCCGGCUCGGUGCGGCCGGCGCUGCUCAACUCCUCGACCGCCUGGGUGGUGCAGUUCUACAGCUCGUCCUGCGGCCACUGCAUCGCCUUCGCUCCCACCUGGCGGGCGCUGGCGGGGGACGUCAAAGACUGGGAAUCUGCAAUUAGACUCGGUGUGCUGGACUGUGGGGAAGAGGAGAACUAUGAGACCUGCAAGGAAUAUGGUAUUCACUUUUACCCAACCAUUAAGUACUUCAAAGCAUUUACAAAACAGUUUACUACUGGAGAAGCAGGAGCAGAUCGAGAGCCGCAAACAGUCCGUCAGAAGAUGAUUGACUUCCUCCAGAACCAUUCCCAGGAGGUCAGACCACCUGCUUGCCCACCCCUGGACCCAGUUUGGUCCAGUGAUAUUACUUCCCUUUUUGACAAGAACAGCCACCAUUACACUGCCAUCGUGUUUGAAAGCAACAGCUCCUACCUGGGCCGAGAGGUUAUCUUAGACUUGAGCCAGUAUGAAAACCUCGUGGUGAGAAGGGCCUUGAAUUCUGACAAGGCUUUCCUGGAGAAACUGGGUGUUCCCUCAGUGCCCUCCUGCUACCUGAUCCACCCAAAUGGGUCCCAUGGCUUAAUUAACAAUUUGAAGCCUCUACGGUCUUUCUUUUCUUCAUAUUUAAAGUCACUGCCAGGUGUAAGAAAAAAGCUCCUUUUGCCACUCCAGCUGCCAGCUCAAGAAGACAAAGAGGAGGGCACAGAAAUCAAGGUGUGGAAAGAGUUUGAUAAGAGCAAGCUGUACAUGGCUGACCUUGAGUCGGGAUUGCAUUUCCUGCUCAGGGUGGAACUCGCCACGCACAAGACACUUGAGGGAGCUGAGCUCAAGACCUUCAAGGAUUUUGUCACCAUCUCUGCCAAGCUUUUUCCUGGCCGACAGCCUGUGGUAAAGUUGUUAGAGACCUUGCAAGAGUGGCUGGUGAGCCUUCCAUUAGACAAAAUCCCUUAUGAUGCUAUUCUGGAUCUGGUCAACAACAAAAUGCGGAUUUCUGGCAUCUCUCUCACUAAGAAGGUUCAGUGGGUUGGCUGCCAGGGCAGCAGACCAGAGCUGAGAGGUUACAGCUGCUCCCUUUGGAAGCUGUUCCACACCCUCACUGUUCAAGCUGCACUGAGACCAAAAGCCUUGAUAAAUACAGGUCUGGAGGACAAUCCCCAGGUCGUGCUGCAGGUCAUGAGGAGGUACAUCCAGCACUUCUUUGGGUGCAAGGCUUGUGCUCAGCACUUUGAGGAAAUGGCCAAAGAGUCCCUGGAUUCCGUGAAAACCUUGGACAGGGCUGUCCUGUGGCUCUGGGAGAAGCACAACGUGGUGAACAACAGGCUGGCAGGUGAUUUGACUGAAGAUCCAAAAUUUCCCAAAGUUCAGUGGCCAACUCCAGACAUUUGUCCUGCAUGUCACGAGGAGAUUAAAGGACUGCACAGCUGGAAUGAAGAGCAAGUCCUGCAGUUCCUGAAAUCCCACUACAACAGUGACAAUAUCCUCUACAAAUACACCGAGAGCCAGACUGACUCCAGUGACCCCGAGCAGGGAGACACCAGGGAGGGGAAGGACAAAAACCUGCUGAAGAAUCCAGGGGGAAACAGAGAAAAUAAGCUCCAGGAUAAGGAAAACUCAGUAGAUUCGGGCUUUAAGGGGUUAGAGAAGCCCGGAGGGAACCCUGGAGCUGUCCAAGGUAGCGGGAAAAACUCUGUGGCAUCAGUGAACCUCAGAGAGGUCAGGCAGGCUGUGUCCUUCCUAGGGAUUGGCUUUUCCAACAUAGACAUGAGUCUCUGUGUCAUCCUCUAUGUCGCCUCCUCCUUGUUUCUGAUGAUCAUGUACUUUUUUUUCAGGAUGAGAUCCAAGAGGUGGAAGGUGAAGUAUUACCGGCCCUCGGUGUAGGGGUUCUCCGUGUCCGUGGCUGUUCCCAGACACAGCUUUAACCUUUCUGAUCAGGGAUUUUAUACACAGUAUUCCUUUGUCCCGAGGCAUUGCCAGGUGUUGGAUGAGAGGAGCUGGCUGUGGGAAGCCGAGGCACACGUGGCUGUGCUCUGGAGGGAGCGUUGCAUGUGUCAGGGCAGGUUUUUCCAUGACUUACCACCGACAUCCUUUACUCAUUCUCAGAGUAAACAUUGCAUUAUGCAAUCCACUGUGCCUGCUGGGGGAGGAAAUUGGAUAUUGUUUUGUGUACUUCAAGUCAGGUGUUAUUUUUUUUUUUAGUUUACCCAGAGCUGGUUUCACCUCCCCGAGUGCUGAACAGUUCCAGUGGUACUUUGGCUGCUUCCUUUGGAGGAGCAAGAAUUCUGAGGGGUUUGGUUUUUGGUUUUUUUUUCAGGAAACGAGUUUCAUUCUGAUUAAACCAUUUCUAAACCUCUGUGACUUUCUGAAAUAUUAUUUACAUGGCAUAUUUAAAGGAGAAAGCAUUCUGUGUCCACAUCAUUCUUGUGUAUUCCAGCCAAGGAUGUGUGUGUGACUGCCUGGAUGGGAGUUUUGGGGCAGUUUGUGUCUCAAUUAGCAGCCUGAUUCUGAUUGCUAAUGGUCAUCAUUGGAGAUUAGGUGUGAGCAAGGACAGACCUGGAACUGGUGCUUUAGUUGCUCUACUAUUGGAUGUGCUAAUGGAACAUUGGAUAACUCACCUCAUUUAUGAGCCAGGAAAAUAGCUGAGUAAUUAUCUUGCUAUCCAGGUGGAAGCCAAUCCUGAUGAACUCUAGUAAAGGAAAACAGGGUUUUCAGAGAAGGACAGUGAGAUUUGUAUUAACAUGGCAGAACAGAUUGAAAAAUCUGGGAAUACUGAGUUUCUUCUGUUGGAUAAUUCCAUUAUAACAUAGCAAUUAAUGCUUCCCUUGGGAUUUGCAGCUCUGAGCUCACAGAGUGUCACCUGCCGGGUGUGAAUUGUCUGUGCAGGGCACAGAACAGCCCUUCCCUCCCUCCCUGCUGCUGGAAUGCUCCUGCUGGAGUCAGGAGGGGCUCUCUGAUGGUUCAGGGCAGAGCUGCUCCAUUCUGGGACGUGGCAGCAGUUGGGAAUGUGGCAUUUUCCUUUCCUGGGCAGUCUGGGGGCCUGGUGGGCAGCAAUUAGAAGAAACCCUGAAAACAGCUCUAAAAUUACCAUUGGGAACAGGAGUUCCUGUGAUCCUGACUGGGGGGAUAAUUCAGGUCCUGGAUAGUGAAGUUUCUAAUCCCAUCCAAUGUAAUUGAGCAUGUUCUAGUUAUCCAUUACCUAAUCUUUAGUUAAUCCUAAUAGGUUUUGGCCUCAAUGUUUUCUCGUGGCAGUGAGUUCUCCAGAUUAAUUAUGUUAUAUAAAAAGGCUUUUCCUUUCAAUUCUACAUUUGCAACUUUUAAUUUAAUUGAAUGUUUGCUGGCUCCUCUGUUACAUGAGAAGGAAUGAGGAGUCUCUGGCCAAGCCCCUGUGUUUAUGCCAUCAGUGUGUCCUCCUCUGGUUUCCCUCAUAAGCCCCAGAGUAGAAAGUUUAAAACCUGGCAACAAGAAUGAUCUAAAAAGCACAAAAGCUCCACAGGGUUAUUUUUCUUCAUGAUCAAAUCUUGUUUGUUCACAAAACUGAAUAUUUCUGACGUGUUUCUGCAACUUCCACUUGGAGUAACAGAACUGAGCUUCAAGGAUUCCCUGUCCCUUGUUGCUUUUGACUCCCUGCAAUUCCAGCACUUUGGGUAUUGAAACACCUUGUAAGCAGCUGGAAUGAUGGUGGAAGGUGGGACAGGCUCAGCAGUGCAGGUUGGUUUGGGCUGGAAUCCAAUGAGAGAUCCCAGGAAGAGGCUGGUUAAGAGGAAAACCUGGAGAUUCCACAUUUAGUUUGGAAAAUCGGGCAAAUUCUAAGUGACCUGAUCUGGGCAGGUGUUCUCAUCCCAAAAGCAAGGACAUUUAGCUUUUAAAAACAAAGGCAAGCACCCAAAGACCCCUAACCCAGCACAACAGUGUUGGAUCUGGGAAACUGGGCCUUCUUCUGUGGGACUGUUGGAUUCCUGCUGUUGGAAUUGCUGCACAUUCCAAAGCUGAAAUCCAGUCAUUGCUGCUGUUGGUUAGAAUUCUACCACAUACAGAGACCUGACUUCAUUAGCUUUGGCUCAUUCUGCUUGUGGAAACAAAAGGCUUUGGAGGUUUUUAGGAAUGAUUUUGCCUUUAAAAAACAGCAAAUGUGGGUUUGGAAUAAGUUGGUGGGUUUGCUACACACCUUUAACUCCCACAUUGCUGUGACCCUGCUGCAAACACAACAAAAGGAACCAAUACUCAAACUUCCAGUGGCUUUUUUUUGCCUUUUGAGAGUGUAAAACUAUGAAAUCAGGAUGUUUCUUGUCCAUGUUGGUGCUCCAGCUCUUGCCAGUGAACCAGCCAAGGCUUUCACUUCAACAACCUCAUCUGGGAAGGUUUUCCUCGCUUUGAAUUCAGUUGUGUAAAUCUUGGUUUGCUUGUUCUUAUUUUCCAUCUUUAUAAUGACAAAUGGCAUCGUUUUAUGUCUCUGUAACGGCACAGUCUGUGCUGGGGGAUGGGUGAGGCUGCCAGGAAAGUGGUUCUGGUUUAAAAAUUGCCUCCAGCUCCAUCUCCUCACUCCUGGAGGGUUUAUUUGUGUGGUGUGUUGUGCCACAGAGGUUCCUGCAAUGCCCCUUCCCUGUGCUGGGGCCAGGCAGUUCCAAGAGGGAUUUCUUGGCCCUUUGUAAUUCAUGGAGCUUUCUUUGCUCUCUGGAUGUUUUUAAAGAGGGAAUAUUAAAUCUGCAUAGAAAAUAAAAGGAGUAGAAUGUGCCAGGAGAGAGAGAAAAGCUGCAAGUGCUAAAGAAACCUAAUAAAGUUAUUCCUGAGAACUGCUAAUUUUUGAUUUCCAGCAGUGUGUCCAUCCUGCUGUUCCUGCUCAGAACUGGAUGGGAACAAAAGUCCUGGGUGUGUUGUCUCAGUCUGUGCUUUGCACACGAGGUGUUGGAAAUAGUGAUGAUACCAUUGCAGUAAUUUAAAUGUUCUAUUUAUUUGAAUUCAGUAACUUGACAUUUUCGAGUCUGUUCUGGUUUGGUUUGGUUGGUUUUUUUACUGUCUCAUUCCUCUCUUGGAAGGAAAAAUGACUGUUUUGUACUAAAUUGUAAACUAAUGUGCUUGUUUAAAAUAAAUUGCAAACAUUUGGGCAAA
Pseudopipra pipra is the source of this 5334-nucleotide messenger RNA. RefSeq names its product quiescin sulfhydryl oxidase 2 (gene QSOX2). Gene Ontology annotation, molecular function: flavin-dependent sulfhydryl oxidase activity; protein disulfide isomerase activity. Bases 1 to 2109 code for a protein of 702 amino acids. Gene Ontology annotation, biological process: protein folding. NCBI's taxonomy places the organism in Eukaryota, Metazoa, Chordata, Aves, Passeriformes, Pipridae. Gene Ontology annotation, cellular component: Golgi membrane. The record is from RefSeq and is a predicted model, not a curated record. The transcript is spliced from 12 exons.